CUCUCUCUUUCUGUAAUGAGGCAGCGGAGCUCUCAAAUCUUGUCUGUCACCUACUCUUUCUCUCUAGCCCAGAGGAGACGGAAGUGAGCUUGACGGGGACACGCACACAGCGAGCCGGGCUGCCUUCCAUGUCCAUUGAUUUCCUCUCUUCUACGGAACAUGUUCAAUUCCUCUUCAACAACCUUCUUCCUUCUUCUUUCUGGGAUUUCCUGAAUCUUUUUCUUUGCAAAAUGGUGAAUUCUUCACUGAGAUCCUCGUUUUUCUCUUUCCAACUCUGAGAAAAACGGACGAAAUCGAGCUUCUGGUUGCUUUCUUGCAUCAAUGGUGGCUGCCAUUUCUGGAGCAGCUUCGACCCACUCUCCAACUCCCAAAAUCUCUACCAAUCAGCGUCAUGAACGCCAGCAAGAUCAUCUUAGAAAUCAAGCCAGGCCUCCGUUGUUGCCUUCUGAGAAGGACAAUGGAGUUCUUAAUCGGAAACCGAGAGGUAGACAGGUUCCUUCAAGGUAUAUGUCUCCGUCGCCUUCCACUUCUACUUCUACUUCCUCGACUACUUCGUCUUCGGCUUCUUCUCGUCGAUUUCCGUCUCCAUUGCUAUCUAGGUCCACUAAUUUGACCCCUGCGUCUACUCCAUUGCCUUCCUUGGGACCUAAGCGGUCCCAAUCGGUGGACCGGAGGCGACCAACGGCGCCUCGGUCGAUGACUCCGGUUAUUGAAUCGAGGCACGGUAAUGCGACUGAGGCUGCGAAGCUUUUGGUUACUUCUACGAGGAGUUUAUCGGUUUCUUUUCAAGGAGAGGCGUUUUCGCUUCCGAUUAGUAAGACGAAGGCUACUACGACGCCGAGUUUGAGUAAUGCGAGGAAGGGUUCGACGCCGGAACGGCGUCGGGCGACUCCACUUAGGGAUAAGAGCGAUGGGUCUGGAGUUCAGGUGGAGAAUUCGAAAUUACUUGAUCAACAUCGCUGGCCGGCGAGGAACCGGCAUGCUAAUUUGGAGGGGAAUCCGUUGUCGAGGAGUUUGGAUUGCAGUGGUGAGCAGAAGAAAGUGAAUGGAAUUGGAUCUGGGAUGGUGGUUCGGGGGUUACAGCAAACAAUGCUAGAUGACAAUAGAAGAGCUUCUUUUGAUGGUAGAUUGAGCUUGGAUUUAAGCAGUCCCGAGUUGCUGAAGACCGUUCGGCAAAGCCCAGAUGCCGAUUCUGUGAACGAGUCUUCUGUGCCCUCUGAUCUCACUACAUCUGAUACGGACAGUGUUUCCUCCGGCAGUACUUCAGGCGUUCAAGAUUGUGGUUCGGUUGCCAAGGGAAGAAAUGGGCCUCGAGGGAUUGUUGUAUCUGCGAGGUUUUGGCAAGAGACCAACAGCAGGCUGCGGCGCUUGCAUGAUCCUGGUUCUCCUUUAUCGACUAGUCCUGGGGCGAGAUUGGGAGCCCCAUCAAAGUUUAAUCAGUCAAAACGGUUCUCAAGUGAUGGGCCAAUUUUAUCACCACGAACAAUGGCUUCCCCUAUUCGCGGUGGCGCCAGGCCUCCAUCCCCAAGUAAGCUUUGGACUUCUUCCGUGUCAUCACCAUCAAGGGGGAUUUCUAGUCCUUCCAGGACGAGAAAUGGUUUCGGUGGAUCCUUGGUUAGUAACUCUAUUAGUACGCCCUCCAUUCUCAGUUUCUCUGUUGAUAUCCGGAGGGGGAAGAUGGGGGAAGAUCGCAUUGUUGAUGCACAUGUAUUGAGGCUUCAGCAUAACCGUUACUUGCAAUGGCGGUUUGUGAACGCAAGGGCAGAUGCUACGUUCAUGCUGCAGAGACUAAACGCAGAGAGGAAUGUUUGGAAUGCAUGGGUCACUAUCUCAGAACUACGGCAUACUGUCACACUUAAAAGAAUCAAGUUACUAUUACUACGGCAAAAAUUGAAGCUGACAUCCGUCCUCAAGGGACAAAUAAGUUAUUUGGAAGAGUGGGCUCUUUUAGACAGAGAUCACUCGAGCUCCAUGCUUGGAGCGACCGAGGCUUUGAAGGCUAGUACUCUACGGCUCCCAGUUGUUGGGAAAUCAAUAGCGGAUAUUCAGAACCUGAAGGAUGCUGUUGGAUCAGCUGUUGAUGUUAUGCAAGCAAUGGCAUCCUCAAUUUGCUCUCUAUCAUCUAAGGUAGAAGAAACGAACUCCGUGGUGGCUGAACUGGUUAAGGUGACGGCGAAGGAACGGAUUUUACUUCAACAAUGUGAAGAUUUUUUGUCAACGCUAGCAGCCAUGCAGGUGAAAGAUUGUAGCUUGCGAACACACAUAUUGCAACUGAAUCGAUUUCCAACGAAACAGCAGCCUAACAAAUACGUGUAGAACUGAUAUGAUAUGAUAUGAUCCGAUGAUUUGACUCAACUCCUCACCCGUUAUUCUACUAACAUUACACGGACCCCUUUUCGUUUUUCGACCCGAUGGAGGCCGAGACUGAAGUAACAAGAACAAAUUGGUGGUAUUUAGGAUCUGGGUUUGGUGGCUUUGAUAUUUCUUCACUAUUGUUGUUAUGUGUAUCUCUGUGUAUCUGGAAAAAGAAAAAGAAAGAUUGUAGGGAAUGGCUUUGCAUCCCUUUGAUUAGCUGUGUAAAAGUGCUGCAAUUCUUUAUCCCUUUAGGCAACAAGUAAAUGUCAACGUUGAAUGUGUAUAUAUGUAAUGUUCUCAUCAUUUGAUGAUUCUUGUA
Cucurbita pepo subsp. pepo (vegetable marrow) is the source of this 2674-nucleotide messenger RNA. RefSeq names its product QWRF motif protein (DUF566) (gene QWRF2). Gene Ontology annotation, biological process: spindle assembly. Lineage: Eukaryota; Viridiplantae; Streptophyta; Magnoliopsida; Cucurbitales; Cucurbitaceae. The record is from RefSeq and is a predicted model, not a curated record. Gene Ontology annotation, cellular component: nuclear microtubule; cytoplasm. Gene Ontology annotation, molecular function: microtubule binding.